AUGAGAAUACGCGCACUCGGCUCAAUCACACCACAUCGCACCUCACCACAACUACGGGCAGUAUGUGACACAGUUAUGGGUGAUGAUGGAGUGGGACUGUACGUACCGAAGGAGUUGGUGCCCAUCUACAAGAAUGAAGUCAUCCCAGUGGCAGACAUCCUCACACCCAACGCCUACGAAGCGGGGCAGCUCACAGGCAUAGACAUACACACAAAGGAGGAUGCGGUCAAGGCACUGGCUGAGUUACACUCAAUCUCCGGUAUGUCUGUGUCAGCACACGCAUGGCUGCGGCCAGGGGCCAAGACCGUCGUGAUUACCAGCGCAGUGUUGGAUGAGGAUAGGGACCACAUCUACCUCUUCGCCAGUAAUAAAGCGGACAGUCAACAGUUCUACGUGCCCAUCCCCUUGCUAAAGGUGCGUACGCAGUAG
Messenger RNA from Sphaeroforma arctica JP610, 429 nucleotides. RefSeq lists its product as hypothetical. Gene Ontology annotation, molecular function: pyridoxal kinase activity. The record is from RefSeq and is a predicted model, not a curated record. NCBI's taxonomy places the organism in Eukaryota, Ichthyosporea, Ichthyophonida. Bases 1 to 429 code for a protein of 142 amino acids. Gene Ontology annotation, cellular component: cytosol. The transcript has 3 exons. Gene Ontology annotation, biological process: pyridoxal 5'-phosphate salvage.